GUGGACCGAGCAGAGCCCGAGCUCUCUUAUGCAUGACACAACUUCGACUUGGUGGCUUCCUGCUCGUCUGAAGCAGUUCUUUUAGGAGAAGACGAGUUCCCUCUGGCGCUCGGGCUCUUUCGUCUGUUUGAAAGGUUUUUUCUGAUUAAUCGACUGAAAAAAAAAGAAAGAAAAGAAAAUCACAUUUGUCAUAUCAGAAGCGGGUGCUUGUCAAUAUGGAUACAACGUCGACGCUGCCAUAUUGUCUUCAGCGUUAAACUUCGUUCCUCUGGGAUUAAGAAGGGACACCCUGAAACACAGCUGAUCCCGGGAGGUCAGGCGCUCUCUGACCCUGAUCCCCCUGCAGGAGGACAUGGAGGUCCUGCGGAAGUCCUCUGUGUUUGCUGCGGAGGUCCUGGAUGUGUUUGACCGAUCGUUGACUGAGAAGGAGCUGGUGACCCAGUCUAAAGCCCUGUGCAGAGACUACAUCCUGUCCAGACUCCACCAGAAUGGACUGGGGUGGUCCAAAACUGAACUCCACCUCUCUCCGUCAAAUGCAGCGCUCGCUGAGGCGUCGUUGGUGCUUCUCUGUCUUGGCGACGAGCUGGAGUGUAUACAGCCCAGUUUGUACAGGAACGUGGCCCGGCAGCUCAACAUCUCUGUUGCCAUGGAGAACAUGGUUUCAGAUGCCUUCAUCGGCGUGGCAACAGAGAUCUUCUCAACAGGUAUAACAUGGGGUAAGGUGGUAUCCAUGUAUGCGGUAGCCGGAGCCCUAGCAGUGGACUGUGUCAGACAGGGUCAUCCAACCACCGUUCACAUCUUAGUGGACAGUCUGGGACAGUUUGUCCGCAAGUUUCUGGUUCCCUGGCUGAAGAGACGGGGAGGAUGGGCGGAGAUCACAAAAUGUGUGUUGAAGCAGGAUCUUACCCCUGAGCACCACUGGCUGUCGUCUGUCAUCGAGUCCCUGAAGUACUUCCUCACUACAGUGUACGUCUACAUCAUGAAGGAGACAUGAAUCAGCACAGACUGAGUGCACCAGAGUCCUCAUCGUCGAUAUGAGAGCAUAUCUCAGACUUGUUAAUAAUAAUAAUGGAUGGAGUCGAGAUGGUCGCUGUGCCUGCCAGCGCUGAAUGGCCAUCAACAAAUGUUUCAUCAGCAUUGUGCGUGCGUGUGUCAUCUCGGUUUCGGAUAAGUGAUUACCUCCAUCCAAAGAGUAGUCACUGUGAUAUUUAAGAACAUACGCGGCAAUGAAAAAAAAGGUUUGUGUCCCUCCACCUCUUCUACAUACUGUGGCGCUGCCGGUGCAGAAUGUGUGUGUGUGUGUGUGUGUGUGUGUGUGUGUGUGUGUGUGUGUGUGUGUGUGUGUGUGUGUGAGAGAGCGAGAGAGAGAGAGAGAGAGAGAGAGAUGGUUGUCAGGUUGCACUCCUGAGAGAAACUGUCCGAUGCAUUGAUUUGAUGUUCGUCUCAGUAAAUAUACCUGAAGGAAGAAUGAAAGGGAAAGCCACGUUUUUAUUGAAAAUUGAUGCUCAGCUGGCUGGGUCUUGUGAGUUUUUCGGAGUCUGAAAGGAACUGCUAUCAUGUGGUGAUUUGCACUAUUGUACAUCACCACGACAGCACGGGCAGCGUCUCUUCCAGAGUAUGAUUAAACUUUCUGCUGCAAUUUUAGACACUAUUGACCAAGAAAUGUUAAGUCUCUUUUUAGGCCAAAGAAGAAUGGUACUUUACUUUAGUUUGGUUAAAUUGAUUUCCUUUUUUAAAAUCUGUAAAUAUUUUCAUGCAGGAUUUCUUUUUCUUUUUUUAAAAUCUUUAUUUUGAUUAUGACUAACAAUUGAAGCCACUGGAGUAUAACGACAAGGGCUCUUCAGGAUGAUUGUGUGGUAUGUUUUAUGGUUGUCACUUUAACAUGGUUAAUUUAUA
Cyclopterus lumpus (lumpfish) is the source of this 1896-nucleotide messenger RNA. Its product is annotated as bcl-2-related ovarian killer protein homolog B-like. Gene Ontology annotation, cellular component: mitochondrial outer membrane. Gene Ontology annotation, biological process: extrinsic apoptotic signaling pathway in absence of ligand; regulation of apoptotic process; intrinsic apoptotic signaling pathway in response to DNA damage. The record is from RefSeq and is a predicted model, not a curated record. Bases 353 to 994 code for a protein of 213 amino acids. The transcript has 5 exons. Lineage: Eukaryota; Metazoa; Chordata; Actinopteri; Perciformes; Cyclopteridae. Gene Ontology annotation, molecular function: protein homodimerization activity; protein heterodimerization activity.